CAGCACAAAUGUAGCUUGACGUCAGUCGUCCUGACAUUAUCUACGUUUUAGUCUUGGCGGUCAUUUUCUGAAACACGACAAUGGCAAACGAAGAAAUUGUGAAGCGACAGUUUUGUAUCUGUAACUGCUUCACCACCGACAACAUUUUCCUGGAAGACUACAAGCUCCAUGUUCGCUUUAUAUCAGAGGAGCAGUUCAGGCAGGACUACGAAGCACUUCUGAACGGACUUGGCUGCGUCACCCAGCAACAGUUUGAUGAUAUCCUCAUCAAGAUUUCGCAGGAAGUGGAAAGGCGAUUGCGUCUAUCUGUGACAUCCGUUCAGAGAAUGUCAGCCAUCAAAAACGGAUACCAGCCUCUUCAUCCUCACGUCUACCAUCUUCAGGAAAACUUCCUCACACCAAAGUUCAAGCAUCUUGUCGAGUGUUGUCGAAGUGGCUCAGUCACACUCAACAGUCUUUCUGAAUUGUUGGAGGAAGAAGCAGCUUCGAGGGUGUAUCGCUUUCCUGUGUUCCACAAAAACUUCUGUGAGGACCUGAUAGAGGAGCUGGAGCACUUUGAGCGUUCCGCAGCGCCCAAAGGUCGACCUAACACCAUGAACAACUACGGGAUGCUCUUAAAUGAACUGGGCUUCGACGAGGGCUUCUUCACACCUCUGCGAGAGCAGUACCUGCAUCAUCUUACCUCCUUGCUCUACCCGGACUGCGGAGGAUGCAGUCUCGACAGCCACAAAGCCUUCGUUGUCAAAUACGACAUGAAUGAAGACCUGGACCUCAGCUACCACUACGAUAACGCAGAGAUCACACUCAACGUCUCCUUGGGCAGGGAUUUCACAGAGGGAAACCUUUACUUUGGUGACAUGAGACAGGUGCCUUUACGUGACAGCGAGUGUACAGAAGUUGAACACAAACAAAGCGAAGGGGUUCUCCAUCGAGGCCAGCACAUGCACGGAGCCCUGCCCAUCUCCUCUGGCCAGCGAUGGAACCUCAUCGUCUGGAUGAGAUCCUCACAGGUGCGCAACAAACUCUGUCCCAUGUGCAACAGGAGGCCGGCGCUGGUGGAAGGAGAAGGCUUCGCUGAUGGAUUCACCAGACACGCCGCUCCACUGCUCGCCAACUCGUGCGCACUUACCUGACGCGUGCCAUUGCAAGUGUGAUGUCAUCUGCUUACACAAACAUUCUUCCACCUUUCAACUCACUUGGAUUGAGUUGUGGACAGUGUCAAAGAAAAAUUGUUACUAUUGAGCACCGACACAGGAGUCUAUUUAUGUCAGCUUGUUAACCAAACUGAAGGUCAGAGCUGGCUGUCACAUUAUUUUACGUAUAAUGUGUGUCAAAUAAGCACUUUAGCUUUAUGGCUAAAUGUAUUUGUUCUUUCAGCUGAGAAUUUACUUCAUGCACUAUAUUGCCAGAAGUAUUUGGCCACCUGCCUUGACUCACAUAUGAACUUGAAGUGCCAUCCCAUUCCCAACCCAUAGGGUUCAAUAUGAUGUCGGUCCACCUUUUGCAGCUAUUAACAGCUUCAACUCUUCUGGGAAGGCUGUCCACAAGAUUGCGGAGUGUGUUUGUAGGAAUUGUCCACCAUUUUUCCAAAAGCGCGUUGCUGAGGUCUCUCACUGAUGUUGGUCGAGAAGGACUGGCUCUCAGUCUUCGUUCUAAUGUUCUGUCCGGUUCAGGUCAGGACUCUGUGCAGGCCAGUCAAGUUCAUCCACACCAGACUCUGUCAUCCACGUCGUUAUGGACCUUGCUUUGCGCACUAGUGCACAGUCAUGCUGGAAGAGGAAGGGGCCCGCUCCAAACUGUUCCCACAAGGUUGGGAGCAUGGAAUUGUCCAAAAUGUUUUGGUAUUCUGGAGCCUUCAAGGUUUCUUUUCACUGGAACUAAGGGGCCAAGCUCAACUCCUGAAAAACAACCCCACCAAAUUUAACACUCAGUACAAUGCAAUCCGAAAUGUAGCGUUUUCCUGGCAAUUUCCAAACCCAGACUGGAUGGAAAAGCGUGAUUCAUCACUCCAGAGAAAACGUCCCCACUGCUCUGGAGUCCAGUGCCAUCCAUCCAUUUUCUACCGCUUAUUCCCUUUCGGGGUCGCGGGGGGCGCUGGCGCCUAUCUCAGCUACAAUCGGGCGGAAGGCGGGGUACACCCUGGACAAGUCGCCACCUCAUCGCAGGGCCAAUGGAGUCCAGUGGUGACGUGCUUUACACCACAGCAUCCCUCGCUUUGCAUUGGACUUGGUGAUGUAUGGCUCAGAUUCAGCUGCCCGGCCAUGGAAACCCAUUCCAUGACGCUCUCUGCGUACUGUGCGUGGGCUAAUUGGAAGGUCACAUGAAGUUUGGAGCUCUGUAGCAACUGACUGUGCAGAAAGUCUUUGCACUAUGCGCUUCAGCAUCCGCUCACCCCUCUUUGUCAGCUUACCAUGGCUGAGUUGCUGUUGUUCCCAAACUCUUUCAUUUUCUUAUAAUAAAGCCGACAGUUGACUUUGGAGUAUUUAGUAGCGAAGACAUUUCACUCUGGAAAUCACAGCGCUCCUCAGAGCGGCCAGUUCUUUCACAAAUGUUUGUAGAAACAGUGUUCACGCCCAAGUGCUUGAUUUUAUACACCUGUGACCGGGCCAAGUGAUUAGGACACCUGAUUCUCAUCAUUUGGAUGGGUGGCCAAAUGCUUUUGGCAAUAUAGUGUAUCUUUUAAACCAGGCGUCCGCCACACCUAGAGGAUCCACUGAGGUAUUGUGCAAGGGUCACACAUUUUUACAUCCCCCAGCAAUUUUUCUAAUAAUUGAAAGUCGGCUUGCACGAUAUCACAAUUUCAAUAUUAACACUCAAUCAAUCAAUGUUUAUUUAUAUAGCACCAAAUCACAAAUGUCUCAAAGGACUGCACAAAUCAUUACAACUACAACAUCCUCGGAAGAACCCACAAAAGGGCAAGGAAAACUCACACCCAGUGGGCAGGGAGAAUUCACAUCCAGUGGGACAAUGCUGACUAUGAGAAACCUUGGAGAGGACCUCAGAUGUGGGCAACCCCCCCCCUCUAGGGGACCGAAAGCAAUAUUAACACUCAAACAAGGCACACGUGCACUCAUACUGUGUGUGUAAACACGACGCCAUCAUAAGACCUACUGUAACGCUCAAUUAAACAGAAAAUAUUCCUAAACUGUGUUACCACUUAAUCACAAAGAUUAUAUAUUUAAAAAAUAAACCUAAGACUUUGGUCAUGCUGAUUACUAACUAGUACUAAACAAAUAUGUACCGCAUAAGAAGGGACUCAUAAAUUAUUUGUUUUUUGCAUGCAAUGUGCUAAAAUAAAUACAUUCAUGAUUAUUGUUCUUAACUAAACUGUAAAUAAAAUUAAAGUGCAAAUGAAAAUAUAGUUUCACCACUUGAAUCAUAUUUUUUGCGCUAAAAAACAUCGGUAACACUUUAGUAUGGGGAACAUAUUCACCAAUAAUUAGUUGCUUAUUAAAGUAACAAAGACGUAAUUUAGAGUUAUUUGGACACUGGGGGAACAUAUAAGGGCUAGAGUUAGGGUUACUAAUAACAAUUCUGUGGUUAUUGAGGGAAGACUCUUCGUUAAUGGCUUACUGGUUGUAGAAUAAGAAUAAGGCAUUAAUAAGUUGUAGUGGAAAAUUUCUGUCCUAGGGUUACCAUCCAUCCAUUUCUACCGCUUAUUCCCUUUUGGGGUCGCGGGGUACGCUGGCGCCUAUCUCAGCUACAAUCGGGCGGAAGGCAGGGUACACCCUGAACAAGUCGCCACCUCAUCGCAGGGCCAACACGGAUAGACAGACAACAUUCACACACUAGGGCCAAUUUAGUGUUGCCAAUCAACCUAUCCCCAGGUGCAUGUCUUUGGAAGUGGGAGGAAGCCGGAGUACCCGGAGGGAACCCACGCAUUCACGGGGAGGACAUGCAAACUCCACACAGAAAGAUCCCGAGCCUGGAUUUGAACCCAGGACUGCAGGACCAUCGUAUUGUGAGGCAGACGCACUAACCCCUCUGCCACCGUGAAGCCCCUAGGGUUACCUCCAAACUAAAUGCAUUGGGAGGGACACAACAUGAGAGGUCAAGUCACCCUGACCAAGAGCACAUUGGGAGGGACACGACAUGAGAGGUCAAGUCACCCUGAACAUUGGACAGUUAUAUAAGUUGUUAUGCUACAAAUCAGGCCAUCAUGGAGUGUAUGAAUAAGAAGGGAAGACCAAGCCUGAGGUGCGCUCUUUCUAAUUCCUUUCACGAGGGUUCACCAUCUUUCGUCUCUGGAGACAUUGUCCGUGAAAACAUAUUGAUUCAAUCCAACUAUGUACUAUCUGAUUGUGAGUAAUUAAAACUGUUGUAACAAACUCUCUAUUGUUCCUGUUUAAGAUUCGGCGUUUCUACCACAUAAAAUUGGCGUCACGUACAGGAUGAGGCCCCGGGUUGAAUCCCCAACAUUUCUACCUCAAGUACUUAAUAAUGACUAAGUGAGAGCCAAUAUGUUACUAAAUUGCAUGUUGAUAAGCAACUAAUUGUGGUGAAUAUGUGUUCCCCGUACUAAAGUGUUACCCAAACCUCAAAGCUUUGAGUUCUAGACUCCUUCUGUAUGUUUGAGAUUGUCAUUACUGCUAAAAGUGGUGGAAAAGUGUAUACAAGUGCAGCCCACAGCUGAAAAACAGACUUUUUUGGAAUAAUAAAGUCUAAAAACAUUG
Messenger RNA from Nerophis ophidion (straightnose pipefish), 4673 nucleotides. RefSeq names its product 2-oxoglutarate and iron-dependent oxygenase domain containing 2 (gene ogfod2). The record is from RefSeq and is a predicted model, not a curated record. Lineage: Eukaryota; Metazoa; Chordata; Actinopteri; Syngnathiformes; Syngnathidae. Gene Ontology annotation, molecular function: L-ascorbic acid binding; oxidoreductase activity, acting on paired donors, with incorporation or reduction of molecular oxygen; iron ion binding. The transcript is spliced from 7 exons. Bases 81 to 1133 code for a protein of 350 amino acids.